AUGCCUCGUGUGUGUAAGCCUACUCCUGUUCUUCCAGACCGUUUCUCGAAUCAACUUCCUCAGCUUCAUCUCACCACGCUCACAUCACCCAUCGACACUCAAGUGAGCGUGUCGGCAGUAUCGGACACGCCUAGUAAUUCGCUUGCCUCCUUGCUCACAGCCGAGUCUACCAAAACCAGUGUCACGUCGCCGCAAAUGAGCCCACCACUUCCAGUAACACACCUGCCCCAGGAUCCGCAUGAUUCACCUAAGCCUUCUCCGUCUGUCUCGGUGCAUGUGCCCGGUUCUGUGGCGACCGGUCUCAAACACGAGCGCCCAAGCUUCCUUGACGAGUCCGCCCUGUCGCCCCAUGAGUUUGAUGUAUAUACGCGCUGGGCCAGCCGCAUCAAGCCGGCGCAUUCGCGUCGCCACGGCUUACUGGAUGAACAUGCGGCCGUCAAGUUUUUGCGCAGUGAGCUUGGCGUCUCGGUCGAUGACGAAAUCAAUAUUCUCUCGUUGUUUGAACGUCUGCCUCUUGGCAUACGUCAUGGUCACUUUUAUGCGAUGCUCCGCCUUGCUGCUUGGGCACAGCGUGGCCACACCGCGUCCCGCGAGCUUAUGUUUGUCCAGACGGAGCCAGCACAAAGUCGGCGGCGUCGUGGUCACGUUGGAUCGCGAGUCUCAAGCACCGCUUCUGUCGUCGACCGAGACAUGACUCCUGUGCGCACUGGCUCGCUUCAGCGGUCGCAGUCGCUGUCGCUGUCACACUUGCAGCCAACGUUGCCACCACACGCACAGCCCAUGCCGACACCGCUCGAGGUGCCAAAGGCACCACCGCGCCCAGUACCCGAUGAUCAUGCGGUCAACCGGCGCGAUACGUCCAGCUCAACGUACAACGAGCCAGAGCUUGGCUACCACAAAGUUGUCUUUAGUCCGUCUGAGCCACGCCUUGUGCGUCCAAUGCCUGUCGUUGCACGCCCGCCCGGUGCUCAAGGCACACCUCACAUUGUCUCUCUUGACGAGGCCGAAGCGCAGCAAUCGGCGCAAACGCGUGCCCAUGACAGUAAGCAGGCAACAGGGGCGUCAGUGUCAGACGUGCAGUUGCCGCCCGCACCGACGCUGCUGCGGCCCUCAGCACCCAUGCCCAUGGCACAACAAGUGAGUCCGCUGAUUCAGGCAAGUCUCAAUGCACGCAGCGAGUUCAAGAAGGCCUCGCGGCAGUCACGGCCAAAAACGUUCACGGUGCUUUCGAGCUCUAGUGGUCAGUUCCAGCCUGACAAGCCGCAUCUGUUGAAUGGCGAGGUGGUAUCGCCGCACCUGCUGUCUCCAGAUACGAAGCGCCGAACGACGUCAGCAACGAAACUAUCAUCGCAAAUUGCGUCGCAAGAUCUGACGUCGCCAUAUACACCACAUGUAUCAGCGGCAGCGGCCCGUCCCAUCAACGAGAGUCUACAGGGUCAGACCAUCGCGCCCAAGCCAUCGUACUUUGGUCGCGAGCGGGGUGUUUUGCCUGCAUGGCUGCGCGAGCAGUAUGAAGAAGGCAAUGUGCUGUAUCCGCCGCCUGAUCCGGCCGACUCGUCUGUCACGAGUGUAUUUGACGCCCUGGAUAACAAGGCGCAUCAUACCAUGAAUGGCAGCGAACGGGCCGCGGCCAGCAUCAACCGUAACACGCCCUUCUUUCCUCCGCAUGAGCGCGAUCGCGAGCGUGCUGAGCGAACGACACUGAACGGCACGGGCCCUGCACAAUACCGGAAGCUGAAUGAAGAAACUUCGGUCGGCAAGCGCUCGUCGAAUGAGUCGCUCGGUCAGGAGCGCGUACCCAAACUGUCAGGCAGCCGUUCCAAAGGCACACUUGCAGCGAAAGGUCGCCGCCUCGAACACAGCCAGAGCCAGUACUGGGGCACACAGCUCGAGUCUGGCACGUACGCCGGCUUCAAGUCCAUGCCGUCGACGCGCGAUUUGCGUCUGCAGCUGCCGCCACGCAUCUCGACGAAACGCUCCUUCCAGAUCCGUCCAACGCAGGAGUUCCAGCCCUUGCUUGCGCCGCCACCACCACCACCGUCAAACGAGCUGCAGACCCAUGCUUCGAUACCAUCGCAGGUUCCGCCGGCACCAUCGUCGGCACAGCCUGAUCCGUUCGACAAUAUGCGUACGCCCGAGGAGGUGGAGAAGCAGCUGGCUUCGCAAGACAAUACUCGCACCGAUUCUGCUGCGCGGCCUUUCCACGCCGACGUGCCGCGUCUCUCACGCACCCAGUCAUGGAAUACUCGACAGCCUGAAGUGCACCGCUUCAUGCUGCAAGAGGACGCGACACGAUCACAGCUUACUCAGAAGCAUGAGCGCAAGCUUAGUGGCUCGUUUGCCUUCGGCACGCCACUGCGCCUGCUACGCCCCGACAAGAGCUCUACCGAGAUCUUGGCUUCUUCAGGACAGACGAUGCUUCGAUGCGCAAAGGCAAGAAACGCGUUGCGAGCACACCGAAAUUGA
This is a messenger RNA of Malassezia globosa CBS 7966, 2466 nucleotides long. RefSeq lists its product as uncharacterized. The record is from RefSeq and is a predicted model, not a curated record. Bases 1 to 2466 code for a protein of 821 amino acids. The transcript has 3 exons. Lineage: Eukaryota; Fungi; Basidiomycota; Malasseziomycetes; Malasseziales; Malasseziaceae.